UGGGGUGGAAGUGAAACUGUGUCAGCCAGCACGCAGCCAGUCAUGGACAAGUUUAAGACGGUUCUGAACAUAGCAAACAAACAGGGUCGAUUCGGGCCCGGGUUAGUGGCUCUGGUGACAGCUGGGGGCGAGCAGAUCUUCUCCUCGGUGGCCUUCAGGUGUCCCUGCAACGAGCUAAACUUCUUCUAUGGCAUGGUGUUCCUGCUCGUGCCGGCCCUGGCCCUGCUGCUGCUGGGCUUUAUUCUGAGUAAGAGGACCUGGAAGCUGGUCACGGGUCUGUGGCACCGCGGGGGUAAGCUGUGUCGCUGGAAGACCCUGAUGUCCGCCUGCAUGGCGCUGUUCCACAUCACCGCAACGGCGCUGGUUGCGCCGAGCAGUUGGGUCGCUGUGGCCCUACUUAACGGAAACUACUAUGAGUGCGCCAUGACAGGCGCCAACCUGAGCGCUUACAACCUGCACGUGUGCCAAGGAAAGCUCCCCGAGGAGCAGUGUAAGCAGGAGCUGUUCAUGUUACCUUGCGAGAAAAGCGCACAACAGAGCGGGAAAGAGGAGGUUCUGCGCACAAUGAGAGCGCAUUCUCAGAUUCUGGGUUGGCUCCUUAUCGCCGUCAUCAUGCUGUCCAACCUCCUGCUGAUCUGCAUGGCUCGCUGCAUGUCGCCUAUGAGCUACCAGCAGCAGAGGUUCUGGAAGGCCUACGCCGAGGAGGAGAAUGACCUCAUGGAUUCAUACACCACCAAACAUGCCAAGGAGUUUGCUGAGAGGAACCUAGAGAGCUUCUUCAAACAGACACCGCCUGAAGACAUAGUCACCCCCUCCAAUAAGGACUGGGAGAGGAUCUCUACUCUGUACAAGUUUAGCACCAGAGACCACUACUACAGCACUCUGCACCAGCAUGUUGAGACCAAGGACCAGGAGGCCGACUUUGGAGUGAGGAUGACUUCAGUUCACUCAACGUGAUCUACUGAGAACCCUGAUGUUCUUCGCUUUGUGGAUGAUGGCUUGGUGUCACUGCAGGGACAGUGAUGGUCUAAUGGAGUCCACUCUGAUGUACAGACAGUGGCAGAGCUAGUCUUUUAUCCUUGGGGUGGCCAGAGGGUGGCCAGUGCUAUUUCAGGGGUUCCACAGAUUAUGCCAAUGAAUUUGUUUCUUGACCAAUCAAUCUCAAUUGGAUGUAAAUAAAUGUUAAAAUGUACAUACUAAGCACACAGGAGAUGAGAUUUGUGAAUAUAAUUUGCAGUUUAUUAACUAUGUACAAAUGUAAAACAACUUGGCAACAAUUUUUCCAAGAAAAAAUGCACGCAUACACACACAAACAGUGUGUAACACACACACACACACACACACACAUCAAUAAUAAAAUAAUUUGACACCAUAAUAAUGCAUGACACAUGCAUCUAAUCGUUUUUGAAUAAACUGGCCAUGCUUCGCUAUUUUGUCUAGUAUGGCCAAAAAGUUCCCCUUAUUCUGAGAGUCUGAGGACUCUCGAUGGCCCCUCUGUGCUAUGUUUUGUGUUGCAGUCAAAAGAAGCAUUUGCUAUUGUUUUCACGUAAUGGCGAUUUUCUUCCACUUUUUUUUGUUGGUUCCUGCUUAAAGUGUUUAACAUGGAUGUGUUCAUCUCAGUAUUUUUUUUAUACU
Messenger RNA from Melanotaenia boesemani (Boeseman's rainbowfish), 1635 nucleotides. It is a transcript of the gene calhm6, whose product is annotated as calcium homeostasis modulator family member 6. The coding region runs from base 43 to 957 and encodes 304 amino acids. The transcript has 2 exons. The record is from RefSeq and is a predicted model, not a curated record. NCBI's taxonomy places the organism in Eukaryota, Metazoa, Chordata, Actinopteri, Atheriniformes, Melanotaeniidae. Gene Ontology annotation, molecular function: monoatomic cation channel activity.